Molecule: messenger RNA, 771 nt
Organism: Ambispora leptoticha
Lineage: Eukaryota; Fungi; Glomeromycota; Glomeromycetes; Archaeosporales; Ambisporaceae
Source: the annotation of a GenBank genome assembly
AUGGCCAGAGGAAAACAAAAGGAACAAGCUCGGGAGAAAGCUCAAAAACAAGCUGAAGCUAGAGCGGGUGGCAAGUCACAACUUAAUGCUCGUGCUGCUGGGUUACAAUUUAAAUGCCCCAUUUGUAAGAGUCCUGCGGCCAACUAUAAAGUUGUGGUUCAACAUAUGGAGGCUAAACAUCCAAAAGACGCUGUUCCAAGUGAGGAAUCUUUUCAAGCUGUAAAACCCACUCGGACAACCACAAUACAAGUGACUAUAACUGAGUCACCUUCCAGUAACAGUGGCUCUGGAUCAGGAGCACCAAAAAAAAUAAUAGUUCCUGAGAGUACGGCUGCUACUAUAGCAACUGGAAAUCAGCAAGGAGGAAAUGCUGCUACCACUACUCCAGUAAUGACAAAUAAUAAUCACGUCGGAGCUUAUCCACCAAAUUCAAAUCCUAGUCCUAAUUAUGGCGGUGGUGGAGGCUACAUGCCAGCACCGGGUACACCCGAAUCAUAUUCAACUUCAACAAAUCUAACCGGAAAUCCACCACCACAAUAUCAGAUAUCACCAAAUCAAGGAUAUCAAAAUAUCGAACAAUAUAAACCGCCACUUACUCCACAGGGAGCUUAUCCUCCAUCUACACUCCCCCAACAACCGCAGGGCGGUUAUCCAAUACCACAGGGUGAUUAUUCACCAUAUACAUUACCCCAACAAUAUCAACCACCACCGCACUCACAAGUACCACAACAAUUUCAAGGAGGAAUGCCUUAUCCUCCAUUUCAAAAAUGA